UCAUUAGCUGUUCUCUUGGAGCACGCUUUCAAUUCGGCUGCUACGCGCAGUUACUUCUUUCUGCACAAAAUCAACGCAUAAGUAACUCAUUUGUCCUGUUUCGAUGUAACAUUUGCAUUUUUAUCACUUUAAUUGCAACUAAACUUAAUUUUUCUAGUUUGUUUGAAGCAAGUACAUUUUUAAUUGAUAUUUAUGUGUGUGUUAAAAACUUAUGUCUUGUGGUUAUAGUUUCAAAAAUUAACUAUUGGUUUUAAUUUGUCAGUGUCGAUUAUUUUAAGCUGUUCUCUUGGAGCACAAUUUCAAUUCGUUGCUACGCGCAGCAACUUCUUUCUACACAUAAUCAACGCAUAAGUGACUGACACUCAUUUUUCCUGUUUCGAUGAAACAUUUGCAUUUUUUAUCAUCACUUUAGCUUGUCGGAUGCAGUUAUCAAGAAACAAUGGUGCGGUGCCCAGACGCUGCAAAUGAUGCGCCUACUAACUUGAGCAUCAUCGGAUUUGAAUCCGAGGAUAUUCCUUUGAAGUUAACUGACAGUUUGGCUUUGAGAAGAAAAAAGGAAAAUCUUCGUCUGUAUGCCAUAGCUACAUGCAUUACUUCUGUGAUUCUUAACCUGAUUUUAUGCAUUCUUUCUUUUGUUUUUGCAAAAUUGAGGCAUAGUCCAGCCACUUUCGCAUUUGCAGCUGAUUGUAUUCUUGAUUUAUUAUCAUCCCUCGUAGUUAUUUGGCGAUACUUUGGAUCUCCUUAUAGGACCCUGUCUCUAUCAAGAGAGAUCAAGGCAUGCAUUAGUUUAGGAAUUCUUUUCAUUGUUGCUGGUGUGGGCGUCAUCGGAGAAGGAGCGUAUUUUCUUGUCGUAAAAGAAGUUCCAAAAUGGAAUACCGUCCUUGUUGUACUUGCUGCUGUUGGCUUUGUCGUUUGUGUUCUUCUUGGCAUUGCGAAAUAUGUUCUCUGCAAGAAGAUGGAGAGUAAAUCAUUGUAUUUAGACGCUUUGAACUCCUUACUAAGUGCUUUGUUCGCCUUAGUUAUAAUUAUUAGUGAUGUUGUUUACCUAAAGAACAAAAAUGUUUGGUACUUAGAUCCUGUACUAAGCAUUGUAUUCUCAUGUCCAUUAAUUGCUUUUGGAAUACGCACAAUAAUACUUCAUAGCAGCCGUGGAGGAUAUGAAUCCGGAGAAAAUGGAUUUUGAUGAACUUUCAUACUUUUAUACUUGUUCAUCCCUUUUCUUUUGCAGUUGAUACUGUGCAAAACCAUUGUAAAAGUCAUUUUAUUUUAUUCAUACAGUGUGUACAAAACUCAACUCGAACUAACAUUUGAAAUCCUGUGUAUUUUAUUCAAUAAAGAAUGUUACGUUUGAGUUUUUAA
Messenger RNA from Uloborus diversus, 1359 nucleotides. RefSeq names its product transmembrane protein 163-like. Lineage: Eukaryota; Metazoa; Arthropoda; Arachnida; Araneae; Uloboridae. The transcript is spliced from 9 exons. The record is from RefSeq and is a predicted model, not a curated record. Gene Ontology annotation, cellular component: membrane. The coding region runs from base 440 to 1183 and encodes 247 amino acids.